AUGCCUGGCUUCGACUUUACCAACUACAACCGCAAUGCGGCCCUGCACUCGCGCGGUGUGCCUCUGCCCAAGGCCACCAGCACCGGUACGACCAUUGUCGGCUGCAUAUAUGAUGGCGGCGUCGUGAUUGCCGCCGAUACGCGAGCUACCUCGGGCCCCAUUGUCGCCGACAAGAACUGCGAGAAGCUGCACUACAUCACGCCGCAGAUUUGGUGCGCCGGCGCCGGCACGGCUGCCGACACCGAGUUCACCACGGCGCUCAUCUCGUCGCAGCUGGAGCUGCACUCGCUGUCGACGGGCCGCAAGCCGCGCGUCGUCACCUGCAUGACCAUGCUCAAGCAGCACCUUUUCCGUUACCAGGGCCACAUUGGCGCCUACCUCGUCGUCGCUGGCUGCGACCCGACCGGCACCCACCUCUUCACUGUCCACGCCCACGGCAGCACCGACAAGCUGCCCUACGUUACCAUGGGCUCCGGCUCCCUCGCCGCCAUGAGCGUCUUUGAGACACAGUGGAAGCCCAACAUGACCAAGGACGACGCCAUCAAGCUGACCAGCGACGCCAUCCUCGCGGGUAUCUUUAACGAUCUCGGCUCCGGAUCAAACGUGGACGUGGCCGUCAUUACGCAGGAGAAGACGACUCUCCUGCGCAACUUUAUCAAACCCAACGAAAAGAGCGCCAAGCUGCAAAGCUACGUCUUCCCCAAGGGCACCACCAACGUCCUCAACGAGCGCAUUAUUAAGAAGAAUGAUAUUGGGAGAUAUAUCACGGUUCAGGAGGUACCCGUCGAGGGCGACCAGAUGGAGGUUGAUACGUAA
Messenger RNA from Akanthomyces muscarius, 816 nucleotides. RefSeq lists its product as uncharacterized. The coding region runs from base 1 to 816 and encodes 271 amino acids. The transcript is spliced from 2 exons. Gene Ontology annotation, cellular component: proteasome core complex. NCBI's taxonomy places the organism in Eukaryota, Fungi, Ascomycota, Sordariomycetes, Hypocreales, Cordycipitaceae. Gene Ontology annotation, molecular function: threonine-type endopeptidase activity. The record is from RefSeq and is a predicted model, not a curated record.